AUGGGUCAAGAAGACAGUGAUAAUGCAGCCAAGCAAAAGGCCAUUGAUGAUUGGCUUCCUAUUACUGCUACCAGAAAUGCCAAAUGGUGGUAUUCAGCGUACCAUAAUCUCACGGCCAUGGUUGGUGCUGGUGUCCUCAGCCUUCCUUAUGCCAUGUCAAAUAUGGGUUGGGGUCCCGGCGUUGUGGUGCUGAUCUUGUCAUGGAUCAUCACCUUGUACACGCUGUGGCAAAUGGUUGAGAUGCAUGAAAUGGUGCCUGGGAAGAGAUUCGAUAGGUAUCAUGAGUUGGGUCAGCAUGCAUUUGGAGAGAAGCUGGGUCUUUGGAUCGUGGUUCCUCAACAGAUUGUUGUUGAAGUUGGCACGUGCAUUGUCUAUAUGGUCACUGGUGGCAAAUCAUUGAAGAAAGUUCAUGAUACCCUUUGUCCUAGUUGCAAAGAUAUCAAGACCACAUAUUGGAUCAUGAUCUUUGCUUCUGUUAACUUCGUUCUUUCCCAAUGCCCCGACUUCAAUUCCAUCUCUUUCGUCUCUUUCUGUGCAGCUGCGAUGUCUUUGACUUACUCAACCAUUGCAUGGGUUGCUUCUGUAAAGAAAGGUGUUACACCAGAUGUGAGCUAUAGCUCAAGAGCCCACAGCACCGCUGAUGCUGUGUUCAACUUCCUUAGUGCCUUGGGAGACGUAGCAUUUGCUUAUGCAGGUCACAAUGUGGUUCUAGAAAUUCAAGCAACAAUGCCUUCAACCCCCGAGGUUCCUUCCAAGGAACCCAUGUGGAGAGGAGUUAUUUUGGCAUACAUAGGAGUUGCUUACUGCUACUUCCCUGUUGCCUUCAUUGGAUACUACAUGUUUGGAAAAGCAGUUGAUGAUAACGUCCUUAUCACACUACAACGCCCUGCUUGGCUCAUUGCUGCUGCUAACUUGUUUGUCCUUAUCCACGUUAUUGGAGGCUACCAAGUAUUUGCCAUGCCAGUGUUUGAUAUGAUAGAAACCUACUUUGUUAAGACCUUAAAUUUUCCACCCUCUCGUGCACUCAGAGUAACAGCUCGCAUUGUAUUUCUUGCAUUGACAAUGUUUAUAGCAAUAUGCAUCCCAUUCUUUGGUUCUCUUCUUGGAUUCCUUGGAGGCUUUGCAUUUGCCCCAACAACAUACUUUCUACCCUGUGUCAUGUGGCUUAGGCUCAAAAAGCCCAAGAGAUUUGGUUUGUCGUGGACGAUCAACUGGAUAUGCAUCAUUAUUGGGGUACUGUUGAUGACUUUAUCUCCAAUUGGUGCUAUGAGGAAUAUCAUCGUAUCAGCAAAAGACUACAAGUUCUUCUCGUAA
Messenger RNA from Abrus precatorius (Indian licorice), 1314 nucleotides. RefSeq names its product lysine histidine transporter 2. Gene Ontology annotation, cellular component: plasma membrane. The coding region runs from base 1 to 1314 and encodes 437 amino acids. The transcript is spliced from 7 exons. The record is from RefSeq and is a predicted model, not a curated record. NCBI's taxonomy places the organism in Eukaryota, Viridiplantae, Streptophyta, Magnoliopsida, Fabales, Fabaceae.